Molecule: messenger RNA, 3519 nt
Organism: Cetraspora pellucida
Lineage: Eukaryota; Fungi; Glomeromycota; Glomeromycetes; Diversisporales; Gigasporaceae
Source: the annotation of a GenBank genome assembly
AUGAACCAACACAACGCGAAUACUAUACCGAAACAAGAAAAAACCUCGCCAGUUAAAAAAACGCAAAAGACACUCUUUUCGUUCUUGGGCUUACCUACUCCAAGUACCAGUAGGCUAGACGAAAAUGACAUUGAAAAGGAUGAAAUACAAGAGCAAGAGCCUCCAACACCAGAAACACCCGCUACUGACAAAUCAAAUGUUGCUCUAGCUAGUAGUACAGAUAUAGACGGGUCGAGUUCUGGAAAAGAGACUGAGGAGCCAACUUUGGGCAAAAGAAUCCUAAGAGGAAGGGUUAAACGCAAAAUUUGCGUUUCAUCAGAUGAAGAGAGUGAGGACAAUGCUGGCUCUCCACAAAAACCCUCUGUGCAAAAGACAAUUCAAGAAACUUCAUCGCGUCGAAAAAAAACGAAGAAAACUGGUGAUGAUGAAUAUAAUGAUAGCAAUUGCGAUGAAGAUAGUGACGAUGCUGCUAUUAGUGACAUAGUCGAGGGGAGCGAUUAUGAAGAUAAAAAAUUUCGUUCUAAAAAUAAUUCCAAGAAAACUACGAAUAAAGCACCUGGAGAUUUAAGCUCUAUACAGAAUAAAUUAAAGGCUUAUUUUAAGGCUAAGAACGAAGAGCGUUACAGUUGGUUACAAGAAGUUAAGGAUGCUGAUGGAAAUCUAGAAGGAUCACCUGACUAUGAUUCCCGAACAUUAUUAAUACCUCGUUCUGCUUGGAAUAAGUUUACACCUUUUGAAAAACAAUUCUGGGAAAUAAAAUCGAAACAUUGGGAUACUGUGGUCUUUUUCAAGAAAGGAAAAUUUUAUGAAUUAUAUGAACGUGAUGCGGAUAUUGGACAUAAGGAAUUUGAUCUUAAGCUUACUGACCGCGUAAACAUGCGCAUGGUUGGUGUGCCUGAAAUGGCUUUUGAAUCUUGGGCUGCACAGUUCAUUGCCAAAGGACACAAAGUAGCGAAAGUAGAUCAGAUGGAGACUGCAAUCGGAAAAGAAAUGCGCGAAAAGGCUAGCAAUAUAAAGGAAGAAAAGAUUAUUCGACGUGAGCUAACAUCUAUUCUUACUGCUGGUACGAUUGUCGAAGGUGGAUUAUUGACCAAUGAGAUGGCAACAUAUUGCAUGUCGAUUAAGGAAUCAUGUCCCGCGGAAAAUGCUCUGCCUGCUUUUGGGAUUUGUUUUGUUGACACUGCAACAGCAGAGUUUCACCUCGCGUCGUUUGUCGAUGAUGUUGAUAGAACUCAGUUUGAAACGUUGAUCAUGCAAAUAAAACCAAAAGAAAUAGUGUAUGAGAAGGGGAUGCUUAGUCAAUUAUCAAAACGUAUCUUAAAAGAUUGUACCAACCGUCCAAUAUGGACUGCUCUCAAUCCUGAGAAUGAAUUCUGGGAUGCUAAUACAACGAGGAGUCAACUUAGGAUGUCUCGAUACUUUUCUAGUAAUCAGAAUGCAUCAAUUGCACAAGAUGAUGUAGAUAAUGAUGGUGACAUAACAAUGUUUGAUAAUGAUGAAGGAAACAAAAUCGAAACAUGGCCAAGUGCAAUUCAAGAAGCUUUAAAAGAUCCUCUGAUGUUAUCAGCUUUAGGAGGACUUAUUUGGUAUCUGCGUUCGUUGAAACUUGAUGUCGAACUUGUUUCUCUCCGAAAUUUCCAUAUCUACGAUCCAAUAUGCCAUAACACCUCACUUGUUCUCGAUGGACAAACAUUGGCAAAUCUUGAAGUGUUUGAGAAUAGCUUAGACGGAAGUACCCGAGGAACAGUAUUCCAGUUAUUAAACCGCUGUAUUACACCCUUUGGAAAGCGUGCUUUCAAACAAUGGUUAUGCCAUCCGCUUCGUGACAUUGCUGCUAUUGACGCACGUUUAGAUGCGAUCGAUGAAUUAAACACCAUUCCUGAUUUUCAAGAUAUAUUUACUGAGAAUUUUUCUCAUUUUCCUGAUCUUGAACGCCUGAUAAGCAGAAUUCAUGCUGGAACAUGUAAAGUGAAAGAUUUUUUGCAUGUAUUAGUUACUUUCGAAAAAUUGUUGAAUACAAUAGAGACGUUGAGUAGUUUUGUGAAUGGUUUCAAAUCGACUAGAUUGAGACGGCUAUUCGAAUCUUUUCCCGACUUGAAGCCAAUGCUUACACAUUUCAAAGGAGCUUUUAACCACGAAAAGGCGUAUAAAGAAGGCAACUUAUUGCCAUUUCCUGGCAUUGAAAGUGAUUAUGACGAAAUUAAUGAUAGAAUGGCGGAAAUUAAUAAAAAGCUUGACGAUCAUUUAGAAGAUGCAAAGGUGUUAUUAAAAACCAAAUCAAUUGUUUAUAAAGAUAUUGGGAAGGAAAUUUUCCAGAUUGAAGUUUCGAAUACAGUCAAGGUACCGGAUAAUUGGCAGAAAUUAUCACGCACACAGAAAGUCAAUCGUUAUUGGAAUCCAACUCUUCAAAAACUUGUUAGAGAUUUUCAAGAAGCAAAAGAAACACAAUCUAGUAUAUUGAAAUCUUUACAAAGUCGUUUUUAUCAGAAAUUUGAUGCACAUUAUCGUAACUGGCUUCUUGCCGUCAAAAUUGUUGGUGAAGUCGAUUGUCUGCUUAGUUUGGCUAAAAGUUCAAUGGCAUUGGGGGAACCUCGUUGUCGUCCCCAAUUUGUAUUGCAGGAACAAAGCCUUUUAGAAUUUGAAGAGCUUAGACAUCCCUGCUUUAUUUCAGGUGCGACUUUCGAUUUCAUACCUAAUGAUACAUUCCUUGGUGGUGAUCAACCAAAUAUGAUAUUGCUUACGGGUCCAAAUAUGGGCGGUAAAUCCACGCUUUUGCGCCAGAAUUGUGUGGCAAUUAUUAUGGCACAGCUUGGUUGCUAUGUUCCUGCAAGACGUUGUCGUAUGACGCCAUUUGAUAGAAUAUAUACACGCAUUGGUGCUAAUGAUAACAUCCUUGCAGGUCAAAGUACUUUUAUGGUAGAGUUAAGCGAAACCUCGAAAAUUAUUCACGAAGCAACACCGAGGUCUAUGGUUAUUCUUGAUGAACUAGGACGCGGAACAUCUACCUUUGAUGGUUACGCUAUUGCUUAUUCGGUUUUAUAUUAUUUGGCGACGCAUAUUGGUUGUCUUGGUUUAUUUUCUACACAUUAUGGCAUGCUUACACAAGAAUUUGCCAACAAUCCCAAUAUUGCACUUAAACAUAUGAGUUGCCAUGUUGAUCAAGAUCUUAGGGAAGUGACCUUCUUGUACAAGUUAGUUUCUGGUGUAUGUCCUAAAUCGUAUGGGAUGAAUGUGGCCAGCAUGGCCGGCGUUCCUAGAGAGAUUGUUGAUCGUGCUGAGAUAGUUGCUGCUAAAUUUGAGCAGACUUCAAAAUUGCAAGAUAUCUUAACUGCAAAUAGUUCAAAUGUACCAAUCACGACUUUAUGUGAUUUCGUGUAUCUUUUAAAGGCUGCGGCUAGGAAUGAUGGGUCAUCUAAAGAAAUGGAUGAUGGUGCCCUAGAUAAUCAGGCAGAUCAUAAAAAAGAAGAGAGGCAUAAUAGAGCGCUGAAGACAAUUAUCCGUGGAAUUAAAACAAUGUAA